Molecule: messenger RNA, 1914 nt
Organism: Neopsephotus bourkii (Bourke's parrot)
Lineage: Eukaryota; Metazoa; Chordata; Aves; Psittaciformes; Psittacidae
Gene: DNASE2B
Product: deoxyribonuclease 2 beta
Exons: 7
Coding region: 49-1194 (381 amino acids)
Biological process (GO): apoptotic DNA fragmentation
Molecular function (GO): deoxyribonuclease II activity
Source: RefSeq, a predicted model, not a curated record
CCGAUGUUGUGAAUUAUUUCAGAACAGCUGGAUUUGAAGAACAAGCCAAUGCUUUUCAAGAGCAGAGCCUACCCAGGGCUCGCCCUGCGCAGCCGAGAAACCAAAAUGCCCGCGAGGUUUGCAGGGUGUCCCCGUGCUUUGCUACUGCUUCUCUCCUCCGUGCCCCUGUGGGCAGCUGAGAUCUCCUGCAGGAAUGAAAAUGGGGAGGCAGUUGAUUGGUUUGCUCUUUACAAGUUGCCAAAACAUGGCAAAGGAGAGAUAUCCAUGCUGGGGCUGGAAUACAUGUACAUGGACGCCCUGGCUCCACAGUGGCAGCUCGGUAAAUACCUUGUCAACAUGACACAAGGCGCUCUGGGGCAAACACUGAAGCAGCUGUAUGAGAUGUAUGAAUCCCAGAAGAAUGGCAUUGCAUAUGCGAUAUACAACGAUGAGGUCCCUCAAUCAGACUCUGAUAGGUGGAAAAGAGGACAUACCAAAGGAUUUCUGCUCUUGGACAAAUCACAAGGAUUCUGGGUGAUUCACAGUGUGCCCCUGUUCCCUCCCAUCCCUGAGGAUGGUUAUGGGUAUCCAGCUACUGGGGAGAUCUAUGGACAGACGGCCAUCUGUAUAACCUUCAGAUAUGACCAGUUCACUCAAAUAGACCAACAGAUGCUGAGUUAUAAUCCAGGAAUCUACAGCUGCUCCAUCCCUAACAUCUUUCAAGCUGAUCUCCCAAAUCUGCAGAAACUCUGUGCAGGGUCCAGGCUGCCCUCUGCCCCCUUGCGCCACCUCUCCAAGCUCCAGUCAGCUCAGGGGGAAACCUUUCUCCACUUUGCAAAGUCACAUUUGUUCAUAGACGAUAUCUACGUGGCCUGGAUGGCUCAGGAGCUGAAGACUGAUUUGUUGGCUGAAUUCUGGCAGCAUUCUGGCCAAAAACUUCCCUCAAAUUGCUCUCUUGACUAUCAUGUCUACAACAUAAACCUAAUAGGGAUGCCAUUGAAUUUCACCUUUUAUUCCAUUAAUGAUCAUUCUAAAUGGGCUGUUUCAAGGGAAUACAAAGAUCAGUGGACCUGCAUUGGAGACUUAAACCGGACUGCUGAGCAAGCUUGGAGAAGUGGUGGGUUCAUCUGUAUGCAGAACGAGCACAUCUACAAAGCCUUCAGGCAUCUGAUAAUCCACUAUGACAGUUGCCCUGGUGCUUCUCCAGUGAUAUAACAAACCAUUCCUCCCAAACAGCACAGCCCCUCAUUACAUAGAAGGUGUAGGAAAUGUCUCCCUUAAAGUAUGUCCUUCUCUGAAAAAUGGCCCUGUGAGUUGCCAGGUGUGUUGGGCCUUCACCUUGUUAGCUGUAAAAGCAGUCAGUUUGCAGGUAAAGUAUGGCUGGUUUUCUCUGGGUGCUGCACCAGCAGCACACUCUGUGCUGUCCCCAGCUCCUCCUGCCAUCAGCACUGGGCUGGGACACUGCCAUACAAGCAUGCACCAAAGCACAUCGCUAUGAGCAGCCAUGCACAGGCGUCCCCAGGGGAACUUGUGGGUGAUGAUGGAUAUGGGAUGGGAGGUACAACAGGAACCUGUCUCACGCACUAGGUUGUCAGGGAUGGGCAGUUAACAAGAGAAGAGUAUCCGAGAAUGCUUCAGAAUCGCCCCAUAUUCCAGGCACUGCUGAGAUCAGGCACAGCACUUCUGCUCAGUUUGAGCUGACUCUUAAAGAGCUGACAGACUUGGAUACAGGCAGGGAGAUGAGUUUGUGGACAGGAAGGCUUCAUUUUUACAUGAUUAAUUUUUAGAGGAGAAAUGAGCUUUAAAUCAUUUGUAACCAAUAGCUUGGGAGCAUUUAUAGUGCUUUUAUUCAUGUACAGCAAUCCUAUAAACAAAUAAAGAUGUCCAAAAUAUGAGUAAGCAAAAUAAAUUAAGAGUGAAAAUGGUCUGUUUACA